This is a messenger RNA of Elaeis guineensis (African oil palm), 5385 nucleotides long. RefSeq names its product lysine-specific demethylase JMJ18. The record is from RefSeq and is a predicted model, not a curated record. Gene Ontology annotation, cellular component: nucleus; chromatin. Gene Ontology annotation, biological process: regulation of gene expression; chromatin remodeling. Gene Ontology annotation, molecular function: histone H3K4me/H3K4me2/H3K4me3 demethylase activity. NCBI's taxonomy places the organism in Eukaryota, Viridiplantae, Streptophyta, Magnoliopsida, Arecales, Arecaceae.
CUUGUUAUUAGUAGAUAUUUUGUUUCUAUGUUUUUAAUACUAUUAUUGUUUUUUUAUUUUUUUAAAGAAUGGUGGAUAAGUCGUUUCUGUGGUUUCUUUAUAGUAAAAAGGUUAUGAUAUGUCACUCUUUGUAGUUUGUAACGUCAGUUUUCUGAUUGGUUUGGUUAGAAUUGUACUGCUUUGGGGAUCUCUGUUGGAUUGGUCUUUUGAUGUUCCUUUGAGGAAUAUAUCAAGAGUUCAUCCAAUUCAUAGGUGGUUUUAAUCUGAGAUUUUAUUGGAUUUGGUUCUUCAUCUCCAGUCUUGGCAUUGGUCUGAUUUUGGUUGAUUGGUGAAAGAGUAGUCUUUAAUCUAUUGUUGAUGCUGCAAAGAAGGUCAGAGGAAUUCAUUAUCUUCGUAGAUUGAAUCUUUUGGAAUCUAUAGAACAGUUCUCAUGGAGGUUAGGGUUUCUUCUCUUGUCUGGGAUUGAUGAAUUGAUGCUUAUGUUCUUCAUUCUGUUAUCCAUGAUUAGGUUUCUGUUUUAUAUAUAAUAUGAUAAUCUCUUAUUUAUGGGGAUGCUUGAUGGAAGAUUUGAUUUCCAAAGUCUUGGAAUUCAGAUGUGAAUGAGGACUUGGAUCUCAGUCCUCUUGUAGAAUUAGGGUUUAAUCUUCAUUGGCCAUGCUUUAUUUUAAUUUUUCUAAGUGCUUAUGAUUGCAUUAGAACCUUUUUUAAAGAUUUGAAUUUUUUGCAUAUAAUUCUUUUAAGGAACAUAUAAGUAUGUGUAGUUUGUAAGGACUUAGAAUUCAUAUAGAGGAAAUACAUUCAUGGUAAUUGAAAAAAGCCUUUCUUCUGCCCUCAAUAGACACAAUGGUAUGAGCUAGAGCCCUUUGAGAAGUGGAAGGAACUCUUGUUCUGGAUUUGAAAAUGUACAAGUCCUGGUUUUUUUUCCAAAUGCAUUUUGAAGCUGGAUUUCCAUGAUGGUCUUCCUGUUCGCAAGUGCUUGGAAGUCUGUUUUGGAUUGAGUAGUAGGCAUCUCUAGCAUUACAUGAAGUAACUAGUUACUCCAUUUUCCUUUUUUCCUCGGGAGAGAAAUGAUGUAACGAGUUUCCUGAACAUAGAAAGCGUCGAUGCAUUUUGGUUGUAUGCCUUAUUGAAGCACAUCACAUGAACUGUUGCUAUGCCCAUGACACCAUGGUGUUGCAUGAUAAAAAUCAGUGGAGUCAAUGCAAUCAGAAUAGCAUGGGAAUGUCAAGUGAACAAACUAAUUUGUUGAAAUUUCCUAUUGAAUUCAGAAAGGAUCCGGGUAAUGCUGCAGAGAGUUCUGGUUGUUCCAUGGAAGUUACUGCAACGCCACCGGUACAAAUGAAUGCUGAGCAUGGUGGUGGCAACAAAGGGAAGUUUAAACGCUCUCUUCGGAACAGAAACGGGAUAGAUUAUUUUAUACUUGAUUAUAGCUCAGAGGGGGAAUCAGACUAUGAAGGGGCGAUCAAGGAUUGCUAUUUUAAAUGUCCUCUGCAAACUGAUGACCAUCCCAGAUCGUCAGGCCACUCUAAACCGCACAAGGAAACUGCUAGAUGGAUUCCAGAAAAAGCAUGUAGACCAGUUAUUGAUGAAGCUCCUAUAUUCUACCCCAUUGAAGAGGAGUUCAAAGACACUCUUCGUUAUAUUGCUAGCAUACGCCAGAAAGCUGAACAAUAUGGUAUAUGCCGCAUUGUGCCACCACCUUCCUGGAAGCCUACCUGCCUUCUGAAAGAGAGGAGCUUCUGGGAGAAUGCCAAGUUUGCUACUCGAGUUCAACCAGUUGACUUGCUUCAAAAUAGAGAGCCAAUGAAAAAAAAAUCCAGGAAUCAUUGUCACAGGAAAAGGAAGAGAAGAAGAGGCAAAAGAUUUGGAAUGACUCGUAGAUGUAAUAACUCCAAUAGCUCAGAGGCUAAUAAUGACUGUGCUGCCUCAGACACGGAUGAAAAAUUUGGUUUCCAGUCUGGUCCAGACUUCACACUGAAACAAUUCCAGGAAUAUGCUAAUGACUUCAAGGUGCAAUAUUUUGGCAUUGAAGAUUCUAGCGAAACCUUAGUUUCCUGUAAUGAAGAUCCUCAGAAGAAGUGGCAACCCUCAGUGGAGGAAAUUGAAGGGGAAUACUGGCGAAUAGUUGAAGAACCAACCGAAGAAGUCGAGGUACUCUAUGGUGCUGAUUUGGAAACUGGUGUAUUUGGUAGCGGGUUUCCUAAAGCACCAUUAUCAAAUGAAAUUUACUCAGAUCCAUAUGCGCUGUCAGGCUGGAACUUGAACAAUUUUCCUCGACUUUCCGGUUCUGUACUUUCUUUUGAAAGUGGAGAUAUCUCUGGAGUCCUAGUGCCUUGGAUAUACAUUGGGAUGUGUUUUUCAUCAUUUUGUUGGCAUGUGGAAGAUCACCACCUCUAUUCUCUGAACUAUAUGCACUGGGGUGAACCCAAAAUAUGGUAUGGGGUCCCUGGAAGUGAUGCUGUGAAAUUGGAAGAUGCCAUGAGAAAGAAUUUACCAGAAUUAUUUGAAGAACAACCUGAUUUGCUGCACGAAUUGGUUACUCAAUUGUCUCCUUCUGUUCUAAAGUCUGAGGGUGUUCCAGUUUACCGUGCUAUUCAGAAUCCUGGGGAAUUUAUUCUUACUUUUCCAAGAGCAUACCACUCUGGCUUCAACUGUGGCUUCAAUUGUGCUGAGGCUGUUAAUGUUGCUCCCAUAGACUGGUUACCACAUGGACAGUGUGCUGUUGAGCUUUACAGCAUGCAAUGCCGGAAGACAUCUGUGUCCCAUGACAAGUUACUACUAGGUGCUGCAGAGAAAGCUGUCAGAGCACUCUGGGAGCUUUCAUUCUUGGGGAGUAAAAGCCUGGAUAACCUGAGAUGGCAAAGAGUUUGUGGAAAGGAUGGAACACUUACUAAGUCUAUCCAGGCGAGAGUCUUGAUGGAGCAGAAAAGAAGAGAUUCUCUUUGUAGUACAUGGCAGUUUAGGAAAAUGGACAAGAAUUUUGAUGCAUCAAAAGAAAGAGAAUGCUUCUCAUGCUUUUAUGAUCUGCAUCUCUCUGCUUCAGGCUGUGUGUGCUCUCCAAAUCGUUUUGCAUGCUUAACCCAUGCAGAACUACUUUGCACAUGUGAUCCGGGUAAAAGGUUUUUCAUUUUUCGCUAUAACAUGGAAGAAUUAAAUACCCUUCUGGAAGCUCUAGAAGGGGAUUUGAAUGCCAUGAGACAUUGCGCAUUAGAUAUAGUAAGACCGAUCCAACUUUCACAACUGGAAGUGAAGGAGAGGUCUGGAGAGAUGAAGUCAGCUUAUGCAUCAGAUAUAAAGUACUCAGACCAAAGCUCAUAUAAAUCACAGAAACAAUUUAUCAGUAACAAUAAUGGAGAUGCAGAUACCUCUUAUCAGGAUAAUGGAAGUCAGGUAUGCAAAGCUGUAAGUGAGAGCCCUGCUUGUUUCCAAAGGACAAAAGAAAUCCCUGACAUCAAUGGGUCAUGCAAAUCUGACCAUAAUAAUGCUUCAAAAGUUAUGGAAGAAAAUCGUCAAGGGCCAAGAAUGUUUUAUGCUUCUAGUGUAAAGGAUGAAUUUGGAAGUGAGAACCUUGACAAAGAACCCUUCCUUACCAAAUCAGAUGCAGUUGAUAUGCAGCAACUUGAAGUUGCAUCCAAGUCAUUGAGGGAUAAUUUGUUUGAUGGUAGCACAGGUGAAAAGCAUCACAGACAGUCUUCUGAUCAAAAUAGCAGGCAACCAGCCAAAGAAUCAAAUAGUAGAAUUCCUGCAUGUCUUGAUAGCAAAGAAGAGCAAGGCUGGAGUUCUCCUAUGUUAAAAAAGUCACAUUACUCAUGUUCCUUGGGCGUUGAUGAUCAUGCAUGUGAUAGAACUCAGCUGGAAUGCAAGUCUAAGAUAACCAAUAGCAUGUUGAUAUCAAGUCCUGACUACAGAUACUCCGUUUUGCCAUGCCAUCCUUCUGAGUUGGUUGCCCAGUAUGAUUUGACCAACAAAAUUUUAAAUGUGGUAUCAUGUCCCCAAGGUGCUGAACAUCUCCCCAAAUCCAGUCCAAAGCUAUUUGGAUAUGAGCUUCGGAGACUUCAGCGGCACCGAACCACACAUUCAGAUGGUGAAGGUACUCGACUCAUGGGUGCUGAUCUGUCUCAAUUUAAUGAAUUGGACCAACCUAGUCAUGAAACUGAAAAAGUGAACCAGAGAUCAAAGUAUUUUAUUGAGCCUCUUAACUUUGGAAUGGUAAUGCCGGGAAAGCGAUGGUACACUAAGAAAGCAAUAUUUCCAAAAGGAUUCAAAAGCCGGGUCAGAUUUUUCAGCAUCCUUGAUCCUACAAAGAUAUGUAACUACAUCUCGGAAGUACUGGAUGCUGAACUUCUUAGGCCUCUGUUUAAGGUUACAGUAGAAGAGAACCAGGAGCAGACCUUCAUGCAUGUUUCGGCACAGCAGUGUUGGGACAUGGUUCGAGAUAGACUGAACCAAGAGAUCAUAAAACUAUGUAAUCAUGGGAAGCGAAAUCUCCCUCCAUUGCAGCCGGCAGGGAGCAUAGAUGGGCUUGAAAUGUUUGGCUUUCUAUCCCCAUCAAUAAUUCAGGUUAUCGAGGCUCUCGAUCCUCAUCACCAGUGUUCAGAUUACUGGGCAUCAAAGUCGAAUGUACUGUUGACAUCUGAACUGAUUGAAGUCACCCACCCACCUAUAGAGGUGGUUAAGAACUCAGCUUCCAGAAAUGAGCCAGAGAAGAGCCUACUUCGAUCAAGAAAUACAAGAAAAACAGAAAACAAGUUGUUUGGCGUAGAUAUAACUCGGUCAGAGAAGGAUCAACCGGAUAGGAGCAGCUGUAUACUGGCUGAAGAGGUCCAGGAUGUGCUCGGAGGAUUGUUCAGAAAGGCAAGCAUGGAAGAAUUAAGAAUGGUGCACAAAAUAUUCUGCAGUAGUUCAGGAAGCAACAAUUGGAGAGCAGCAUUAGAUACAUUGCUGGAUGAGAUUCAGAGGAAGGCACAUAAAUAAGAAUUUAUACCAAAGCAUGCAUAUAAUUUGUCUCUUGGGGACAAGCUGAUGCGGAGAACAACCAUAAGCCGGUUGACACCUGUCCUUGAGGGUCAUCAUUCUUUCUUCCAUAAGUAACAUGACUACAUUUCUAGGUUUUUUCACACAAUUUCUAGUUGGUUUAUCCUUUCCAAGCUCCAUACAGACCAUGGUGGGGUCUGGCAUUCUUCUAAAUGCAAUUAUGCCCCAUCAUGUUCGUAUGGAGUUCCUUUUUUUCUUUUCCUCUUAUUGGAUUAUGGGUUUCAGCUUUAUGGGCCCAUGUAAUUCACAAUGAGAUUAAUUGCUUCACAGUGUAGAACACUUUUAACUCAUAAAUCAGGAGAAGAAUUUUGAGCACUAGUGGUUACAGUAAAAACAGUUCUGUUAUUUUAU